AGCGUGAAAAAGCAAAAGUUUGUGUUGGCAGCUUUUGCAUUUUGUUUUGAGUUUCCCUGCAUGUUGCUGAACUUCGAAUAGAGAAGCAAGAUGAACAGGAUUGCCGCUGCUGGCGCUGCCGGCGUUGCUGGUCUUGUGGGACUUGGAAUAGCUGGCUCAAGCUGCUUUUAUUCAGUUGAGGGUGGUCACCGUGCCAUCAUUUUCAGUCGUGUUGGAGGAACCAAGGAAAAUGUAUACGCCGAAGGACUCCACUUCAAGUGGCCGUGGCUUCAGUGGCCCAUCAUCUACGACAUCAGGGAGAGACCCAGAAAGAUCUCCUCACCAACUGGUACAAAAGAUCUUCAGAUGGUGAACAUCUCCCUUCGUAUCCUCUUCCGUCCCCAGCAGCACAACCUUCCAGACAUGUUCAGAUCGUAUGGUACAGACUACGAUGAGAGAGUUCUUCCCUCCGUUGCCAACGAGGUUCUGAAGAGUGUCGUGGCUCAGUUCAAUGCUUCGCAGUUGAUCACCCAGAGAGCAAAGGUCAGCGCUCUUGUUCGUCAGGGUCUCGUACAGCGCUCCAACGACUUCUUCAUCGACGUUGUGGACGUCUCCAUUACCGACUUGACCUUCAGUGGCGAAUACACGGCUGCUGUUGAAGCCAAACAAGUUGCCCAGCAGGAGGCACAGCGCGCCACUUUCAUCGUUGAAAAGGCUAAGCAGGACCGGCAGCACAAGGUCGUACAGGCCGAGGGAGAAGCUGAGGCUGCCACUAUGUUGGGUAAGGCCAUGCGUGACAAUCCCGGCUACCUGAAGCUCAGAAGAAUCCGCGCUGCACAAGCAAUCUCAAAAUCUAUUUCCGAAUCCCGCAACCGUGUAUACCUCGACAGCGAUGGCCUCCUCCUUGGCCUGACAGGCGGUGAAGAGAUGGCCGAGAAGGUGAAGUCAUCUCGACGAUGAGCGGCAAAACGUUUGUUUUUUAAAUUCUUCCAUGACGACUUCAUCCUGCCUUGCUUGCCGUUCGGCUCGCUGUUUCAAGUUCUUUUCAGUUGAGGUUGUGUAGACGACAGUAGGAGAGUGAUCGUGCUGGACUCUGUACUGUUGUCAUGUACCGACAUUUAGUUAACAGCUUACUUGGACCCUCGCGUUGUGUACCAACAUUUAGUUAACAACUUGCCUGGACGUGCCAUUGUUGUGUUGGCAGUGGUGUCCGCUCCUUUUCAUGAUCUGGCUCAGUUGCCUGCACGGCAUAAUUAUAAUGAUGCUUGCACAUGCAUCCUAAACCGUGA
Sycon ciliatum is the source of this 1268-nucleotide messenger RNA. RefSeq names its product prohibitin-2-like. Gene Ontology annotation, biological process: mitochondrion organization. Lineage: Eukaryota; Metazoa; Porifera; Calcarea; Leucosolenida; Sycettidae. Gene Ontology annotation, cellular component: membrane; mitochondrion. The record is from RefSeq and is a predicted model, not a curated record.